This is a messenger RNA of Oncorhynchus masou masou (cherry salmon), 2190 nucleotides long. RefSeq lists its product as uncharacterized. The record is from RefSeq and is a predicted model, not a curated record. Bases 1 to 2190 code for a protein of 729 amino acids. Lineage: Eukaryota; Metazoa; Chordata; Actinopteri; Salmoniformes; Salmonidae. The transcript is spliced from 3 exons.
AUGGGUCCUCAGAUCCUCAAAAGGUUCUACAGCUGCACCAUCGAGAGCCUCCUGACGGUUUGCAUCAUCCCCUGGUAUGGCAACUGCUCGGCCCCGGACCGCAAGGCACUACAGAGGGUAGUGCGUACGGCCCAGUACAUCACUGGCGCCAAGCUUACUGCCAUCCAGGACCUAUUUACCAGGCGGUGUCAGACGAAGCCAGCCACCAACCAGCCUGCCAGCCAGUCAGCCAUCAGCAAGCCAGCCGCCAGCCAUCCAGACACCAGCCACCAACCAGCCUGCCAGCCAGCCAGCAACAAGCCACCAGCCAGCCAGCCAGCAAGCCAGCCACCAGCCAUCCACCAGCCAGCCAGUCAGUCAGUCAGCCAUCCAGACACCAGCCAACAGCCAGCCAGUACGUCACCAGCCACCAGCAAGCCAGCCUCCAGCCAGCCAGUUGCCAGCCAGCCAGCCACUAGCCACCAGCCAGCCAGCCAGCAGCGAGCCAUUCACCAGCCAGCCACCAGCGACCAGCCAGCCAGCUUGGCCACCAGCCUGCAACCAGCCAGCCACCAGCCUGCCACCAGCCACCAGCCACCAGCCAGCCAGACAGUCAGCAGCCAGCCAUUCACCAGUCAUCCACCAGCCACCAACCUGCCAGUAGCCAUCCAGCCAGCCAGCCACCAGCCACCAGCCAGCCAGUCAGCCACCAGCCACCAGCCAGACACCAGCCCACCAGCCAUCCAGCCACCAGCCACCAGCCAGCCAGUCAGCCACCAGCAAGCCAGCAACCAGCCAGCCAGAGAGACCGUCAGCAGCCAGCCAUUCACCAGCCAACCACCAGCCACAAAAGUGCCACCAGCCAGACACCAGCCAGCCAGUCAGCCACAAGCAAGCCAGCAACCAGCCAGCAGCCAGCCAGCCACCAGCAAGCAGCCUGCCAGCCACCAGCCAGUUACCAGCCUGUCGGCCAGCGUUCCAUCCACCAGCCAGCCGGCCAGCCAGCCACCAGCCGGCCAGCCAGCCAGCCACCAGCCAGCCGGCCAGCCAGCCAGCAACCAGCCACCAGCCAGCCAUUCAUCAGCCAGCCACCAGCCACCAGCCUGCCACCAGCCACCAGACACCAGCCAGACAGACACCAGCCAGACACCAGCCAGUCAGCCACCAGCAAGCCAGCAACCAUCCAUCCAACCAGGCAGCAGCCAGCAGCCAGCAGCCAGCCAGCCACCAGCCGACCACCAGCCACCAGCCGACCACCAGCCAGCCACGAUCCAGGUACCAGCCUGCCGUCCAGCCUUCCGGCAACCAGAAAGCCACCAGCCAACCAGCCAGCAAGCAGCCAGCCAGCCAGCCUACCAGCCUGCCUGUCUGCCAGCCAGCCACCAGCCAGCCACCAACCAGCCACUAGCAAACCAGCCUCCAGCCAGCCAGCCAGAAACCAGCCAGCCACCAGCAAAGCCAGGCUCCAGCCAGCCAUCCACUAGCCAGCCAGCCAGCCACCAACCUGCCACCAGCCACUCAGCCAGGCAGCCACCAGCCAGACACCAGCCACCAGCCAGCCAGUCAGCCACCAGCAAGCCAGCAACCAGCCAUCCAACCAGCCAGCAGCCAGCCAGCCACCAGCCAGCAGCCUACCACCAGCCAGCCACGAUCCAGGUAACCAGCAUGCCGGCCAGCCUUCCAGCCGCCAGAAAGCCACCAGCUAGCCAGCCAGCCACCCGCCAGCCAGCCAGCCAGCCAGCCAGCCACCAGCCAACCAGCCUGCCAGCCAGCCACCAGCCAGCCACCAACCAGCCACCAGCAAACCAGCCUCCAGCCAGCCAGAAACCAUCCAGCCACCAGCAAGCCAGGCUCCAGCCAGCCAACAAGCCACCAGCCAGCCAGCCUGCCACCAGCCAGCCAGCCACCAGCCUGCCAGCCAGCAAUCCAGACACCAGCCACCAGCAAGCCAGCAACCAGCCAGUCAGCCAGCAGCCAGCCAUUAGCCUCCAACCUGCCACCAACCUGCCAGCCAGCCAGCAGCCAGCACCAGCCAGUUACCAGCCAGCCACCAGCCACCAGCCAGCCAGCAACCAGCCAGUAAGCCAGCAGCCAGCCACUAGCCUCCAACCUGCCACCAGCCUGCCAGCCAGGCUUCCAGCAACCUGCCAGCCACAAGACAGUUACCAGCAGGCCAGCCAGCCAGCAGCCAGUCAGCCAGCCUGCCAUUAA